ACCCCAAGCGCCGCCACUCCCACCGUACCGCGGCAAUGCCGGCGCCGCGAAAGCGGAAGGUCCCUGCCCCUGCCCCUGCCCCGCCGCGCCGGCCGCCUCCCCGCCUGGAGUACCGCGCAAAGGACGGCGCGUGGUACGCCGCGCGCAUGGCGCUGCAGGGCGACUCGCUGCGCGUCAUGUUCGAGGAAUUCCUCGAGGAGUUCGACGAGUGGCACGAGCCAAACGCGGCCUACCUCGCCUCCCCGCGCGACGUGGCCGUGCUCCGCGCCAGGUUCCGCCCGGCGAGCCCGCCCCUCGAGGACGCCCGCUGCGGCGACCUCCGCCGCGGCCAGCCGCUCUGCGUCCUCCGCGCCAUGCCCGACAGCGAGCGCAAGUACUACGACGCCGUCCUCGAUUCCGUGAAAAGAGCGGCUCACGUCACCGUGGGCGGCGAGGAGCGGUGCGCGUGCCGCUUCACGGUGCGGUGGACGGACGGGCCGCUCCGCGGCGGCUUGGACGAGGUCGGCGUCGACGAGGUCUGCUGCGUGCGCGACUCGCCGGUCCAGGACCCGGCGCUGAGCGAGUUCCUGGACCGCGUGACGAGGUCGUUCGGCUUCCGCGACGGCGAGGAGAACGCGAAGGCGGUGCAGGACUCGCCAGUCCAGGACCCGCGGCUGAACGAGUUCCUGGACCGCGUGACGAAGUCGUCCGGCUUCUGCAACGGCGAGGAGAAACCGAAGGCGGCGCCUCAGGGUACCGGGGCCACGUCGGCCCCGGGCAGCGAGCAGAGCGCGACGGCGGCGCCUCAGGCGACCGGGGCCACGUCGCUCUGGGGCAGCGAGGGGGAAACUGCCUUCAUAAUCAUCGACUAGGUCGCGGCCUGCACUGCACUCCUGCGCUUCUGUUUCGAUGUAUCCAUGUGCCAUGCCUGCCCUGCUCGACGAUUGGUGAGGGUAUUUUGCGCCUUUGCGUUGCUUCAUUCAGUUACUGUCUUUGUC
Molecule: messenger RNA, 977 nt
Organism: Triticum dicoccoides
Lineage: Eukaryota; Viridiplantae; Streptophyta; Magnoliopsida; Poales; Poaceae
Exons: 2
Coding region: 36-851 (271 amino acids)
Molecular function (GO): chromatin binding
Source: RefSeq, a predicted model, not a curated record